AGUUCAGCAGGAGACAAGUGUGCGCUCCGCGAAAAGCUCACAAACACUACCGCUCUUUCAGCGAAUAGGGAACUGGUAGCGAAGAAAAACAAAACGGUGUGUGUGAGAGUGUGUGUGCAGGUGAAUCGCGGAGUUUGUGCGUAAAACAUUGCAAUAUACGCGCGGCGGCCUUCCGACACUCCGGACUUGAUGCCUCUGGGCGACUCGAGCCACAGCUGAUAUUUUCUCCAUUUUCCCCGUGCGUGUACCAUGAGUGAAAAAUGACGUCGACCACUACAAUUCGAAAAUCGUACGGUAAUAGGAAACUGUACUCUCUGUAUCCGGACGAUUAUCCGUUGAAAAAUUCCAAAUUGAAGAUCAGCCCCACCACCCAGAACAGCCCGAAAAAAAGCGAGGAUGUGAGCAAGCUGAUCAAGUAUAUCGAAGACAACAUAGUCGGAAAAUCCAGCGCUUUUUUGGGGCCUUUCGGAAGACGUAAAGUUGUGUAUUGUGACUAUGCAGCAGCUGGUAGAUCUCUUCAAUUCAUCGAGGAGUACAUUCUACGCGAAGUCCUUCCCUGCUAUGGAAAUACCCAUUCUACCACGAGCAUAACAUCGUUACAAUCCACAUCCUUCAGACAAGAAGCCAGGGAGCUGAUCAAGAACUCGGUGAAUGCAAAUGACGACGAUGCUGUGAUAUUCACUGGCCAUGGUUGUUCAGACGCCAUAAAGAAGAUAAUAAGUGCCCUGGACCUCAGGGAACAACCUGUUGUUUUCACUGGUCCCAGCGAGCAUCAAGAUAAUAUCCUUUUAUGGCAGGAAGCAGGUGCAGAAAUGAUAAGGAUCAGAGAAACCAAGGAAGGCUUCCUGGAUCUUCAGUACUUAGAAAACCAACUUAAAUUCCACCAGAACUUCAACAGACUGAUGAUCGGCUGUUUCUCAGUAGCGUCAAACGUGACCGGGAUAAUCACGGAUGAUGUUGCCUGUACCAUUCUUCUGCAUCAAUACGGUGCGCUCUCUUUUUGGGAUUACAACAACGCGGCGCCUUCCAUCAACGUGGACAUGAACCCGGUAGUGCCUGGCGUCGAGGAAGGUGCCAAUGCCAACAAAGAUGCCAUAUAUUUCUCUGGUCAUAAGUUCAUAGGGGGAAUUCAAACGCCAGGUAUACUUAUAGCGAAAAAGAGCCUCUUUCGUCGAAUGAACAGAUGCGAAGGAGACGGUUUCUUCGUGAACGAACAGAACAAGACUUUGGAACUGCAAGAAGAGGGUAGCUGUGCCGCGAUGGUAGAAUCGAUAAGGGCCGGGCUAGUCAUUCAACUCAAGGACGCUGUCACUUCGUCCAUCAUCAUGCAACGUCAAGAAAAAAUCAACAAGCAAAUGUUGCAGCACAUCCGUACAAUCCCAGAACUGAUUUUACUAGGAAACAAUUCUUCGAAUCUAAAAAGACUGCCACUCUUCUCCUUCAUGGUCAGACAUCCAAGGGGACUGUACUUACACCAUAACUUCGUGUGUGCCGUAUUGAACGACAUAUUCGGAAUUCAGGCGAGGUCCGGCUGCCCUUGUUCCGGACCUUACGCCCAAGAACUCCUCGGUAUCGAUCACAGCCUGGCCGAUCAGUAUGAAAACAUAAUAUUGGAGGACAGGCGACUAAGCAGUUUGAACUUGGGCACCGACAAUUCGACCCUGGAACUCUUACGUCCUGGUUUCACCAGAAUAAGUCUCCCGUACUUCAUCAACGACAACGAACUGGCGUACAUAAUGGAGGCAGUCAAGAUGGUGGCCACGGAAGGCUGGAAGCUGCUCCCCCAAUACAUCGUGGACUUGGAAACCGGCGAAUGGAGGCACUACACCAACGCCAUCACCAAAGACCGCAAAUGGUUAUCAUCUGUCCGAUACGUAGACGGUAAGAUGACCAUGAACGAGAGGAGGAUAUCCGGUCCAGGCCUCUUCCCGCAAAACUACUCCGAAUGCCUCCAGACCGCCAGGAACCUGUUCAACCGAGCCAGAAAAUCAGCCAACAGGAAAUCCCUGAUAGACCAAGAGAUCACCUUCGAUACCAGAUGCGAAAAGAUCCGCUGGUUCAUGUUGCAGCAGGAGGCUCAAGAUCUGCUCACCAGCAACGCUCAAAACGUGAAACAGAACGUGCCCUUCGAUCCUUCCGUGAACUUCAAAACGAGCCCCGCCAAAGAAGACCAAUCGCAGUGUUCAAAAGUGCCACCUACCAAUAAUACGUCGCCGCGUCAUUACAGUUUUCCAUCCAUCGAAGACCCCAACAUCCUCACGUGUUCAUCUCCUGUGCCAUAUUUCUUAAGAGACGUGAACGGGGGGCUGUACUACCCCCAGAUCACCCAGGCCCCCAUGAAUUUCGCCAUAGGCGAAGCCGUCAACUCCGCCAAUCUGAACCAGCUCCACCAGAACUUCGUGAGGGAGAGGUGUUUGAGUCUGGGAACGCCGAACGUGUCUUCGCCGGUCUUGAGCCCGUCCACUAGGGCCAGUCUGGGGAUGGGAUACUUCAGGACCAGGAACAUGAGCUGCGGCAGUCAGAACGACAAUUCUUUGGAGUCGGACGCUAACCUCUCGCCCACCCACAGUCUGACGGUGUUGUCCAACGGUGGAUAUGACGUCCAUUCCAUCGGAAGGUCUUCCCCGGCUCCGGACUUACAGACCUACGUAACCGAGAUGACCAAAGAGCUAGCCACCAACAUAAAAUCCGAAAUACGCGAGGUAAUAUCGAAAGUUGAGGACGUGUUGGAGAAUACCGACAGUUUGCAGUCUUACAACGAAAGACACGGAAGUGGAAGUGAGGACGGUCGGAGUGAUUCUAUAUCUGCCAUAGAGGUGGCCGAGUACUUGGAGAAGGUGUCCAUAGAGAUGGCCAACGAGGUCAAGUCGGAGAUAAGGGACGUGGUUAGCGCUGUAGACGUGUUCAUAGCACCAGACAGUCAACAUUCUUACUCUAGGGCCUCCAGUUACGGAGAUGAUUCUUCUAGUUCGAAACAUCCGUUCUACACACCUGGUUCGAGUAGUGACACGGUUAUCCAAGUGGUGAACAGGACGAAUUCCACGCAGACCACUGCUGAAGAUGUACAGGAUACCGACAAAUACAAAAUGAAGGUGCUUCCAAACUCGGUCACCAGCGUCAGUUCUCAAGACAGCGGCAUCAACUUAUCCUUCCAAGAGGCGGAUCCGAGCAACAGCGCCUACACCAAAGAGAGGAGCAGCUCGGAAUCUCUGGGACAUAGAAAAACGGACAGGUGCGAGAUCAAAUUCUCCACCCUUCAGAAACAGAGGCCGUUCAGGGAGAGCGUGGAGGAAUCAGAUUCCGCCAGAUCGAACAACGGUCUGAAAUGUACCGCUAAGAACAUAUGGGAGCCUUCUUUGGAGGCGCUGCAGGAGUUCCAGAUGAUCAAGGACGGCGACAAGGUCAUGGUCUGUCUGUCGGGUGGCAAGGACUCUCUCAGUCUGUUGCACAUCUUGCUUCAAUACCAAAAGUUCUGCACCAAUAAGGGUUUGUUGUUCAGCUUGGGUGCUGUCACGGUGGAUCCGAUCAAUUCUGGAUGCGAUCCUUGUCUGCUGAUGUCGCACCUGAGGAACCUUGGGGUCCACUACAUCAUCGACGACAAGAAGAGUGAUUUGGACGACAUAUCAGAAUCUAUGGAAGAGGCCAAAGAGAGCGUUUGUACCUUUUCUUCUUCUUCGGUGAGGCAUCGUCUCUAUGCUUCGGCCAGGAGCUCUGGAUACAACGUGCUUGCGAUUGGUCAGCAUUUAGACGAUUUGUGCGAGAGUUUUCUACUCUCCGUUUUUCACACUGGGAAACUUCAAACCAUGAAGAGCCAUUAUCAUAUAAAAGAACACGAUCUCAGGAUAAUAAGGCCCUUCGUCUACGUUCGAGAAAAAGCCAUACGACAAUUCUCCACCGACCAGAACCUUCCGGCAAUGAUCAGUCCAUCCACCUUAGAAAUAACCAAAGAGAAGCAGCGCAUCCGGCAGCUCCUAGCUCAGCAGGAAAUCAUGUACCCCAAAUUGUUCCAAUGUUUCCGGUCCGCUCUGCAUCCGCUUCUGGUAUGUGCGGCCAGAGAGAUGAACAAGAAGAAGGACGGAAAGGAAGACGACAACGAGAGCGUCGAUUACGAGACUGAGGAGGAACCAGUUUCGCACUGAGUUUAGUUCGAACUGGAUUCGAAACGAGUGUUGAUUUGGACUGCGUUCAAGCUUGACCGAGUUUACAGUCUGAAUAAAGUGAUAAUGUGAAGGAUAGUAAGAGUGGGGAGUUUUUAUGGCGGUUUAUUUAUUUCGAGCUUCAGCCCAAAGAGAUGGAGCAAAAGAAAUCAUACUUGCUUCAAGAAUUAUUGACAGGACGUGGCAAUUUUGAGUUGGGAAAUUCAGGUUGGUUGGUUGGUACUCAUAAUAAACACCGAAGAUAUUUCGAAUUGUAUACCGUGGUUUAUGUUCUUGCUGAUUCAAUUGCUCCAUUUGAGUAUUUCUUCGGUUCAAAUAGAUGAAACUACAGAAACUACCAGUUAUUUUUUGUAAACCAUUAAUCUGCGUCUACUUCGAUACAAUUAUAAUUCUUGAAGCGAGUGUGUACGCAGAUUUUUCAAAAAUUUGAAAAAUGAACAUCUCUGUACCAAACGCUUUACAAAUCUCAAAAGUGACAGGACCUUUAACGGACAUUUCUUAUUAAGUUUUCGAAGAAUAUAAGCUUGACUCAAUUACAGCUAAAGAACUUGUGUCUAUCGUCGUAAGGCUUAAAAAUACAGGUGACUAAUGCUUGGAAGAAAUGUAUAUAUUAGGUUCCUACUCCUAACUUUGAAAUUUUUGUCUCUUUUAGUUUUAAUAACUUUCGGGAAAUACUGCAAGAGUAUUUCGAUAUAUUUCCAUUAAAUGGAAACGUUUUCUCGACUGAGUUAGAUUUUUAAAAUUUUAUUAUGGCAUAAAGCAAAAAACGUAUUUAUAGUUAUAUCGACAGUUUGAAUUUGUGAUACUGACUUGAUUUGAUUGGAAAUAUUUGUUAAUUUUGAUUUGAAAGAAUUUGUCCUUUGUAGUCUGUAAACCAAGGAUGGUAUAUAAUAUUGUUGAAGGUGAGAUAAGAUAUAUUUAAUAAUGUUAUGGAUAAAAUGUAUUUUUUUCUUAUUACAUAAUAAUAAAAUCUGAAAAUCGCUA
Messenger RNA from Coccinella septempunctata (seven-spotted ladybird), 5141 nucleotides. RefSeq lists its product as uncharacterized. NCBI's taxonomy places the organism in Eukaryota, Metazoa, Arthropoda, Insecta, Coleoptera, Coccinellidae. The record is from RefSeq and is a predicted model, not a curated record. The transcript is spliced from 11 exons. The coding region runs from base 261 to 4139 and encodes 1292 amino acids.